CUAUGGUACCGGUUCCAGCAGUUUUGAAAACCUCUUCAAGGCCUUGAAAUUAUACAACUUGUUUCAGAAAUGUCCAGGGAAAAUUCUCCAUAUAUUCAUAUUGAAAGAACACUCUUAAUUAUUAAGCCGGACAUUAUUAAUUAUGCAGAUAAAAUAGAAGAGCUUAUCUUACAAAAAGGAUUCUUGAUAAUACAGAAGAGACGUGUUCAUUUGACACCAGAACAAGCAAGCGAAUUUUAUGCAGAACAUUACGGGAAAAUAUUUUAUGCAACAUUAAUUGCCUACAUUAGUAGUGGUCCGAUAGAAGUACUAGUCAUUGCUAGAGAAAAUGCUAUAUCUAUUCUUCAUGAAUUAAUUGGUCCACAAAAUGCAUUUAAAGCUAAGGCGACGGCACCUGCAAGUUUAAGAGCUAUUUAUGGUACAGAUGAUCAACAGAAUGGAAUACAUGGAAGCGAUUCGUUUACAAGUGCUGAAAGAGAAAUCAGAUUCUUCUUCCCAGAUAUGAUCGUUGCACCGAUCCCCGUAAGACUUGCAGCAAAAGAUUACUUAGUUCGGAAUGUAAACCCAACUUUACUAAAAGGUUUGACAGAACUGUGCAAACAAAAACCUAAGGAUCCAGUAGUAAGUUGAUAUUUCUUAUCGUAUGGGCUUAUUGAUUUUUCCGAAGAUAUUUUCGAGCUCACGUGAUAGCAUGUAAUAAAUACAGGAUCAUAAAGUUCUCAUGGUUUUAAAUGAACCUGGACUGUUUUUGUUAGAGGCUUUAAUUUCUUGCCGUUGAUUUAUUAGACUGAGUUAAUUAAUCACUGAAACAUUUUUUAAUAUCGAAAUUUAUUGAUUCAUAGGUUUGCUUUUAUUCUAGUAUAGACUUAAUAAACACUAGAAUGAAGUAUGUACCUAGUUAAUGGAUUCCAAAUACUGUAGAAUUUAAAUUCUUAGUUCUAACAAUGGCCACAAUUAAAAUAAAAGUUUGGAUAAAAUAAUGGUAGUACUCGG
Schistosoma mattheei is the source of this 993-nucleotide messenger RNA. The record is from the annotation of a GenBank genome assembly. NCBI's taxonomy places the organism in Eukaryota, Metazoa, Platyhelminthes, Trematoda, Strigeidida, Schistosomatidae.